UUGUCAUCGAAGCACUAGAGACAAACAGCAUAUUCCCUACCCUUUUCACAGAUCACAGAUCCUUCUGCUCUCAGUUCUCUGUUCUCACAAAGACACAAUUAGCAUUCAUUCAAUUCUCUCUAAUUCAAGAAAUGGCGGAAGGAGUUCUGUUCGACGUUGCUAAGGAAAUCAUUGGGAUGGCGGGCAAGCUCGCACUGCAAGAGGUUGCGCUCAUCUGGGGUGUCAAAGACGAGAUCAAAAAACUCAAGGAGACAGUUUCCACAAUCAGUGCUGUGCUUUUGGAUGCAGAGGCGAAGAAACACAACAAUGAAGUCAAACUGUGGCUGCAAAGGCUUAAGGAGGCCAUGUUUGAUGCGGAUGACUUGCUGGAUGAAAUCUCCACUGAGGCCUUGCGACGGGAAGUGAUGACCCGGGACAAGAAGGCCAAAGAGGUACGCAUCUUCUUUUCCAAAACUAACCAGCUUGCAUAUGGUGUUAGAAUGGGCCAUAAGGUUAAGGAGAUGAGGGAGAGGCUAGUUGCUAUAGCUGCGGACAGGCAGUUUCCCUUGGAAGAACGUUGUGAGGAGAGGAAUGAGUCAAGACGGCAGACUCAUUACUUUGUAAGUGCUGAAGAUGUUAUUGGGAGGGAGAAGGAUAAGAAGGCCAUCAUUGGAUCUCUGUUGGAUCCCGAUGUUGAGGAGAAUGUUUCUGUCCUUCCGAUAGUUGGUAUCGGAGGACUAGGAAAGACCACAGUUGCUCAACUUGUCUUCAAUGAUAAAGAACUCAAAGACCAUUUUGAGCCAAAAGUGUGGGUGUGUGUCUCUGAGAAUUUUGAUGUGAAAAUAAUUGUUCAGAAAAUCUUGGAGUGUGUAAAAAAUGUGAAACCAGCAAAAGACCUUGAAAUGAACACAUUAGUCAAUGAUAUUCAUAAAGAAAUUAAUGGAAAAAGAUACUUGAUUGUGUUGGAUGAUGUGUGGAAUGAGGAUUGUGAAAAAUGGUUUAGCUUGAAAAAAAUUUUGAUGGGUGGUGCAAGAGGCAGUAGAAUAGUAAUGACUACACGUAGUCAAAAAGUGGCUAAGAUUUCACAACCUAGUCAACCACAUGUGUUACAGGGUUUAGAUGAACAACAUGCUUGGUCUUUAUUUAAGAAGAUGGCGUUUGAAGAGGGGGAAGAACCGAAGGAAGUAAGUUUUGUAAAUAUUGGGAAGGAUAUUUUAAAAAUGUGUGUAGGGGUUCCGCUUGCAAUUAGAACCAUAGGAGGUUUAUUGUACUUUAAAAAAUCUGAAAGAGAGUGGUUAUCAUUCAAAGACAAUGAACUUUCGAAAAUACCUCAGAAUGAAAAUGACAUUUUACCAACACUAAAGUUGAGUUACGAUUAUCUCCCAUCACACUUGAAGCAUUGCUUUGCUUAUUGUAGUCUAUUUCCAAAGGAUUAUAAGAUUAAAAAGGAAAGUUUGAUUUAUAUGUGGAUGGCACAAGGAUUCAUUAAAUUGUAUAACGAAAAGCAAUGUCUAGAAGAUGUUGGGCAUGAGUAUUUUAUGGAUUUGCUUUGGAGAUCAUUCUUUCAAGAUGUUAAAGAAGAUGAACUUGGCAAUAUAUCAACAUUCAAAAUGCAUGAUCUCAUGCAUGAUAUGGCAAUACAAGUAAUAGGAUCAGAGAGCACCACCAUUUAUUCAAAAGAGAAAGACAUUGACAAUAAAAAUCGUCAUGUGUCUUUUGUAGAUACGUUGAACUCAUCAUCAGAAAUUCCCAUCUCAUUAUAUAAAGCAAGAAGGAUAAGAACAUUUCUUUGGCCAUGUGAAACAACGUAUUGGGACUGUUCAACUUUCAGUGAAAUUAUUGCAAGUUUUAAGUUCAUACGCUUGUUGGAUUUGCAUAAAAUGGGGAUUAAAACAAUUCCAAGUUCUAUCAAAAAGUUGAAGCAUCUAAGAUAUCUUGAUCUUUCUAGGAAUGAAGACAUUGAGAUGCUUCCUAAUUCUAUUGUCAAGUUGUACAAUUUGCAAACACUUAAACUCUCUCGGUGUUCUAAACUUAAAGAAUUGCCAAGAGAUAUUAACAAAUUAGUCAACCUCAGGUUUCUUGAGAUUGAUGGGUGUUUUGGUUUGACUCAUAUGCCAAAUGGACUGGGCCAAUUGACUAAUCUACAAACAUUGUCAAGAUUUGUGAUGAGUAAAGGUAGGAUUGAUUCAGUGCCUAAGAGUAACGGUGGAUUGAAGGAUCUUGAGAGGCUAAAUGAGCUAAGAGGAAAUCUGUCAAUUGAAAAUCUCAAACAAAUAAAAGAUGCCACAUUAGAGUAUAAGGCUGCAAAUUUGAAAGAGAAACAAAGGCUUGAUAGGUUGGACUUAAAUUGGGUAGAAGAAGACACUGAUGAGACGGGUGUUGUUUGUGACAUGUCAGUAGUGGAAGCCUUGCAACCGCAUAUAAAUCUCAAAGCAUUGAGAUUAAUUAGGUACGGGGGAGUGAUAUUUCCACAUUGGCUUGUGACGCUCACAAAUCUUGUCCGAUAUGAAUUAUAUUCUUGUAAUAAAUGCGAGUAUCUUCCACCGUUGGACCAAUUGCCUUCUCUCAAAUUUAUUUAUUUGGACAGAUUGGAUUGUUUAGAGCACAUAUCAGAUUCAGAGAGAGAUUACAGUGAUUCUUUAUUCUACCCAUCUUUGAAGAAACUCGAUAUUUUGAAUUGCCCUAAUUUAAAGGGAUGGUGGCGGGGAAGGAGGGAUUCUCUUCCUUCAUUUCCUCUUCUUUCUGAUUUAGACAUUAGGGGUUGCCCUCAGCUGACUUCCUUUCCUUUGUUUCCAUAUCUCGAAAGAUUGAACCUAUGGCAUUGUAGCUUGAAGCAGUCAUUAGAGAGGAUGAUGAUAAACAACAAGACUUCUUCAGGGAAUCUACCAUCAAUUGCUUCUUCUUCUUCUUCUACAAUUGUUGCCCCUCUCUCCAAAUUAAGUUACAUGCAAAUAGAAGAAGCUUUGCCGGAGGAGUGCCUACCAAAUCUCAUUUCUCUCCGUACUCUAAUUCUAGACAACUGUCCUCUUCCUCAAGGCAUGCGAUAUCUUACGGCACUUCAAGAUCUGAAUGUUUGGAAGUCUGAGGUGGUUGAUUUAUCCAAUGAUUGGGAUGAGAUGGAAUGGCAAGGACUUACGACCCUUCUCUCUUUGGAAUUCUAUAAUCUUCCGAAGUUGGUCUCUCUCCCAACAGGGCUUCAAUAUGUCAGCUCUCUACAAAAACUCCAAAUUUGGAAUUGCCCUAGUUUGAUAGCUAUACCUGAGUGGAUCUGCAAACUUAUAUCUCUUCAAUUACUUGUAAUUUGGGAGUGCCCAAAUUUGGAAUCAUUGCCAGAAGGAAUCGGUGCCCUUACCUCUUUGCAAGCACUACAAAUUUGGGAUUGCCCUAAAUUGGAAUCAUUGCCAGAAGGAAUCGGUGCCCUUACCUCUUUGCAAAUAUUAGAAAUUGGAGAAUGUCCCAUCUUACUGAAAAGAUGCGAGAAGCAAAUCGGGGAAGAUUGGCAUAAAAUUUCUCACAUUCCCAAUUUGAAAUGUUAAAGAAGAGCCAGAUGAAGAAGAACCAAACGAAGAAGCAAAGAAACCUGCUUGUCAGAAUUGGGACUUAAUUAAAGCUUUUGGGUGCUGCAGUUGUUCAACAACACAACAACUCACUCACUGAGUCAAUAUUACUAGGAGAAUUGAACUAGGCAACCGUGCCAUAGGAUUCAGCUCAUUGUACAGGCUUUUAUCAUGUACAUUUAUAUAGCUAGCUUUCAACAACAAUCUGUGGCUUUCUCAAGUGAUUUAUCAAUGUAGCACAAGACAAAAAGUAGAGAAUAAAUAUAGGGCCCCAUGUGUAAGUGAUGUAGUGCUUUUGAUCUCAAAGUACAUUGAGAUACAGAGAUGAUUGCUUUCAUACAGUUUGCAUAUAGCCUCAAGACUCCUAUGAAAGGAGGAAAUAGGUCACUAGUGCAUUAAGCUGCUCACAUCCCAGAGAUUGAAAUUUACUUUGGAAGGAUUUAGCUCCAGUGUGUAUACAGGUUUCUCAUAUCCCUCCAAAUUUCUCAAGUACUUUUUUUUUUAUCAGUAUAUAAGUUGAUGACUUUAUCAUUUAUUGGGCUCUAUAUGCAAAAACUUGAGAAAUGAAUACUAAAGCAGGCAAGAAUUUAAAAGUGCAUGUUUUUUUCCAAACUCGACUAUGCGAAGUUUACACAGAAACAAGGAGAAAAUAAUGUAUGAUAGGCAACAUCAACAGCAAAGUGUUAUUCCCAAGUUUUGAGGUUACCAUGGAUGAAAGCUAUAGCUCGGUGUUACCACUCAAAGUAUUACCUACUUUUAAGGAUAGCUUAAUUUCAUGGUGAAUGAUUUUUGGACUUCUCAACCGGUAAGACUUCGUUGAACAAGGGUUGCUUGGAGAGUUCCGUUACAUUAUAAAGAAGGCAUUUCUUUCAUCUUUGGAUUAAUUUCUUAAGGUUACUUAGCAUAUCAUGAAGUUAUAUUAGAGAUAUGGCACCUGUGAAAUAUCACAUGAAUCUAACACCUUGUUGAAAUUUUUUGUUAAGUGCUCUGUCUGAUAGGUUCAGGCUUGCUGGUUUAUUUGUAUUGCUGUUGUAACGUGUCAUUCUUUUGUUGUCCUGAGUUGUAACUUGUAAUUGUCUUAGUGCUCUGUCUGCUGCUUCAGACUUGCUGUUGUAUUUGAGUUGCUGGUUUUUGGCUUGGUUUGAAUGAAUUUUCUGCCUGAUUAUCCAAUAAUAAAAUAAAAUAAAAUCUAGCACCUUUUAUUCUCAAGAACAGGAGUUCCUAACUUUUCUAAUGGCUUUUAAAUUGAAUCUGGGACAAAUAGGACCCUUUUACUUCAUUUUUUAUAAAUAAUUUCCAAUUAUGUUUACUUAUCA
Quercus robur (English oak) is the source of this 4852-nucleotide messenger RNA. RefSeq names its product putative disease resistance protein RGA4. Lineage: Eukaryota; Viridiplantae; Streptophyta; Magnoliopsida; Fagales; Fagaceae. Bases 132 to 3515 code for a protein of 1127 amino acids. The transcript has 9 exons. The record is from RefSeq and is a predicted model, not a curated record. Gene Ontology annotation, biological process: defense response to other organism. Gene Ontology annotation, molecular function: ADP binding.